Messenger RNA from Naegleria lovaniensis, 795 nucleotides. RefSeq lists its product as uncharacterized. The coding region runs from base 1 to 795 and encodes 264 amino acids. The transcript is spliced from 2 exons. NCBI's taxonomy places the organism in Eukaryota, Heterolobosea, Eutetramitea, Acrasida, Naegleriidae. The record is from RefSeq and is a predicted model, not a curated record.
AUGAGAAGAGUCGUCAUUGCCACCAUUUUGGGAUUCCUCGCUUUCACCUUGCUGAUGGUGAACAGCAUUGAAGCCGCUUGUACCUACAAGACAACGAACGGAAAGACCAUUGAUGUUACCAGCGUGGAUAAACAAGGUGGUUACAAUAUUAUUACUGGACAAGAUUGGGAUUAUUAUUUCAAUGUUUGUGAACUUCCUGUUACAUCACCAUCUGGAAAAUGUUCCUUCACACCAACUCCACAAGCCUAUCAAUAUUCCUCCAAGUGGAACGAUUGCUACCCUAUUGGUACCAAGGGAAGUCCAAAGAUUGUUCCUCUCGUUCCAACCGAUGAAACUCAAGGUGUUAAAAUCACUCAUGAAGCCUACGCCUAUGGAACUUCAAAGAGAGAACUUGUUAUCAAAUUGAAGUGUGACCAAAAUGCGGCCUCGACCACUUUCACAUUCGACGGUGAGACCACAGGUGCCAUUAGUACUUACACUGUCAGUGGUAGCUCCAAGUAUGCUUGUGUUGAUACUGCUCCAGGACCAGAUCCAAAUAACCCAAGUGAUGAACCAAUUAUGGGACAAUAUGGUAUUGGUGGAUUGUUGUUGACAUUGUUGCUUGUUGGAUUCAUUCUUUACUUUAUUAUUGGAGCUCUUGUUUUGAAGUUUGCCAUGAAGAAGUCAGGAACUGAAAUUAUUCCACAAUUUGGAUUCUGGAAGGAUUUACCAUUCCUUUUACUUGAUGGAAUUAUGUUACCAGUUGAUCUCAUUAAGGGAUGUAUGGGUAAGAACAAGUAUCAAGAAAUGGCAUAA